Vespa mandarinia (Asian giant hornet) is the source of this 3898-nucleotide messenger RNA. RefSeq names its product PX domain-containing protein kinase-like protein. NCBI's taxonomy places the organism in Eukaryota, Metazoa, Arthropoda, Insecta, Hymenoptera, Vespidae. Gene Ontology annotation, molecular function: phosphatidylinositol binding; ATP binding; protein kinase activity. The record is from RefSeq and is a predicted model, not a curated record. Gene Ontology annotation, biological process: negative regulation of ATP-dependent activity; protein targeting to lysosome; negative regulation of monoatomic ion transport. Gene Ontology annotation, cellular component: late endosome; plasma membrane; early endosome.
UAUGAUACAUCGUUUGUUUUCUGACUGUAUUUUAUUUUUAAUAAGUAGUAGCAGGUAAUAGUUCUUGGUUGUGACGUUAGUCGGCGACGAAUUAAUAAAAUGGUUGUUCAGGAUUGAUGCUUCAUCUAAAUAACGUAUAUGCUAUUGUCAGUGAAAUUAAAUACCAGGGAAAAUAUUUGAUAACAGUGAGGUCAAUGUUAUCAUUGAAUUUACGUUUACCAAUGCUGAAAUGAAGCUGAAGUAUGUUAUGUAUGGUUACGCGUUGGAUUUACGCGGAAUAUUAUCGCAGAUCGCCCCUGACGGGCUCUGCGUUUCAUCGGAUUAAUAUUAAUCAAUGGCUUUAUUUGAGAAGAGGUAUACUAAUAAAAUAUUGUUAGAUGAUACAGAGAAGUUGACAAGUGUCAUUGAAAAUGCUAGAACAAUUGACGGGCAUACGGAAUAUGUGAUUAGAGUACAACGCGGUCCUCUACCUGAAAAAACGUGGAGAGUGAGCAAACGUUACAAUGACUUCGUUCAACUUAAUGCAGUUUUGUCAUUAUCAGGCAUUGACCUGCCAUUACCUCCUAAAAAGAUCAUUGGAAACAUGGAGCCUGACUUUAUAGCUCAACGUCAAUUAGCUUUACAGAAUUAUUUAAAUAUAGUACUAAUGAAUCCCAUAUUGGCAUCAUCUCUUCCUAUGAAAAAAUUUUUAGAUCCUGAUAAUUAUACAACGCCGUUACAUGAAAUAGCACUACAGCAAGUAUCAUUAGCUUUACGCAGUGAUGCUAAUUUCGAAGUUGGGAAAGCUAUUCCUGAUAUGGGAUGGCGGUUAAGAAAAUAUUAUUAUACUGUUAAGAAUCGUCAAAAUCCAAAGCAAGAAUAUUUACUUGCUUGGGUAGAAUUUGGACCAGAUAAGCAUCUUCAGGACAAAGAUAUGCAAGGGGUUUUCAAAAGUCUGGGUACUUUGAAACAUAAUUACAUUGAACCAAUAGUUCACCAGCAUGUAACAGAGAAUGGAGCUCUUAUGAUAAGAAAUUUUUGUCCAACGGGUACAUUGCGUGAUAUACUUUGUAUGACCAAACCUAAGCAGUCAUUCAUAAAAAAGUAUGGAAAUCCAAAACAAGUUAAAUCACUCACAUUACCUGAAGUUACUAUUUAUGGUUAUCAGAUAUUGGAAGCAUUAAGUUUUUUACAUGAGAAAGGAUUACCUUAUGGGCAUCUACAUACAGGCAACAUAUUAUUGACACAGGGAUGUGCUAAGUUAUUAGAUAUAGAAAAUGGCCUUUUGGGUUUACCAGCAUUUUAUAGGCCUUAUGUUGUUCAGAGACGAAAACUUCAUGCCACGACUCAAGUGGAUGUCUAUUCGUUUGGACAUGUAUUAUAUGAAAUGGCAUUUGGCAGACCAUUAUUAGAAGCAAUGUGUUCUGAAAUGCCAACUUGCGAUAUAACAUUGAAAAAUCUACUGGAGGUAAUUUUAUCACCAGAAGCUCUCAAGCAGGACUUACCUAAGGUUCAACGUUUGCUAGAGCACCCAUUUUUUGAAACAGUGCGACGUACGAAUCUCGCUAUUAGUUCUAUAGAAAAACCACAUUUUAAACUUAGUAAUCAUUUGAAGGAAGCUUUACAAGAAGCAAUGAAUAAAGCAGAGCAAAGAUUGAGAGAUGAACAAAAGGUAGUUAGACAUCAGAAAAGGCUUGUGAAGGUUCAAGAAUUGAUGAGCACUGAAGAAGAAAUGAAAAAACGAAAACAGAAAUUGAAAAAGGAGCAAAAAUUAGCACAGGAACAACAUAUGUCUAAUCAAUUGGGAACAAAUGGUACAAAACAAGUAAAUGGUAAAAGUUCAGAAAGAUCUGAUAGCCCAACGAGUACAUCUACUGCUACCAGUGUUGGAACAUUAACGCCCCCAUCGCUUGGUUUUACAGAAAUGCCACAUGGUGAUGUACCUGUUAAAAACAUCAAUCCAUUACCACCAGCGUCUGUGUCAUCUGGUGAAGUAGAGGCCCCUAUAUCAAAACCAGGCAACGAACGUGCAGCUUUACUCGGAAGUAUCUGUUCGUUUGAUAAAAGUAAACUUCGUAGAAUUGUCAAUGGUAAUCAUUAGAGAAUCUUCUCAAAGAACAAAUCAUUUCAAACCGUCCAGAGAAAGAUAUAAAGGUUCGAGAAAUUUUUUCAUACCUUAAAAGGAUUUGAAACUAUUUAAAAUAUAUAAUAAUAUUUUUUACAUCAAAUUGUUUCUUUCAUUCUAGAUAUAUCAGACUAUUAUCGUUAUGGAAUAUAAUACGUAGACGAAAAACAUAAUGUGUCAGAGUGUGAUAAUGUCGUAUUUUAGUUAUUCCUUUCGUUAGCUUUAUUUUUUUUUAUAUAUAUAUAUAUCUAUCAAACGUUUAUAAUGAUAAAAAUGCAUAAUUUAUGUUUACGUAUGCGGAAUAUAAGGCGAGAAGAUCGUAUGUCCUUUUUGUAUCAUUUAUAAGACCACACUAACCAAUUUCAUAAGUAAAAAAAAAAAAAAUAUACGUGCCAAGACAUACGUAAUCAUUGCGUUGAUAAUAACCUUCGUUAUAUUGUUAGUUCGUAAAAUAAAUUAUCUCUCUGUAGGAUACUAUGAAUGUCAUUAUCUAUCGAUGUUAAAUCGGAAAAUGUAAUAUAAACAUUAUUUUAAUACACGUAAUGUCCCUUGUAUGUAGGGCUUUAAAAUGUCUCUAGAAUCAAAAAUGAUAGCUACCAAGGGACACAAAAUUACAUGAUUAAUUGUAUUUUUAAAUGAGUUUAAAAAAACGUGGAAAAAAUUAAUUCUUCCUCUAACGAUAUACUUGUGUGUACAGUGAUUUAAAAAAAAAAUUUGAGUAAUGCAUUUAACAAACAGAUUCAUAUAUUUUAUGAAAAAAAGCAACUAUUUCUAGAUUCUAUCCAACGUUUAUUUUUAUUAUUAUUAUUAUAAUAAAAUUAUGUACACAUUCUCAUGUCACUUUAAGAAUUAUAGAAAAACUAUAUUAUAUGUAUAUGUGGCUCUAAUAAUUGUAUUAUGGUGUCAAGUAGUUUAUACAGCUUAUUUAAACAAACAAAAAUAUAUUGAAAAGAUUAAUUUAUAGUAGAAUGUCAUUGUUACCAUAGUUACGUCGAUGUAUAAAGACCGUUAAAAAACAUUCGAAUUAUUCCAUAUCAAAACAAAACACAUUUUGCUAUUUAAUAAUAUAAUAUUAUAUAAUGAAAAGUUUUAAGGAAAGAUUCUUACACACAGAAAGGAAUUAUAAUUUGAAAAAUUCAAAUCAGUUUAGAAAAUAGAAUGUUGCGAGAGAAGAAUAUUAACGCUUUGACUUAGCCAAAGACCUUUUUAUAGCUACUACAUACGUUUAUUCUGAAAGAAAUAAUAAAAGAGUAAAAUAAAAGCAGUAGUUAUAAUAAUAAAGUUUUUAUUGCACUGAAAAUGACACAUAUAAAAAGCUAUAUAUAUAUAUGAUGAUGAUGAUGAUGAAAUAUACAAAUAAAGUAUAAAUAUAAACCAAACAUAAACUUAAUAUAACGUGAAAGCAAAAUUUAGAAUAAAUGCUCUUUUGAAAUUUAAAAAAUAAUCUAUUUAAUGUUAUUUUACUAAAUAAUAUCUAAUUUGAAAGCUACUUGAUUAAACUUAUAAUUUGAUGUUAAUAUAUAUAUAUAUAUAUAUUUUUUUUAAUUAUAUAUCAUUUAUAGAUGUAAUAGGCUUCCAACAAUGACAUUUUUUUAAAUAAAAGCAAGUGUAAAUUAUGCACACACAAUCCAACAAUUUAGUCUGUAAUCAAAGCUAAACUAUUCUAAAAUUUACAUAUUUGGUUUACAAGGGAUUUAUUUAAAAUAAUAACAAAUAAACAGAGAAACACGAUAGAACAACAUAAAUUAGAAAAAUAUCACAAGAGAUACAAAAAAAAAAAAAAAAAAAAGAAAA